AUAACUUUUAUUUUCGGAGGGCUCAGAGGUUUUUUUUAUAUUUAUUUAGAUCGGGCAUCAUCAUCGUUAUCCAUCAUCAUCGCUUCCCGCGUUCCUGUGAAACCCUAACCUCUUGAUUCCGAAGCUUGAAACCUCAGCUUCCAUGUCGGUCUAGCAAGCAACUUGAUUUUUUCCGGUGGGAUUCCCAUCAAACAUAAUCAGGCUUUUUGAGAUGGACCUUUCAGAUGACUUUUUCGAUGAGCCUUCAGUUAACCAGGCUCGUGCGGGUGGCAAGUUCCAACCCAGGGCCAAACAAAAACCUAGGAAGGGAACAUCUGUAUCUGCUGCUCCAACAUGGCCGAGUGAUACUAAGAACGAAGGUGUUAUGCAAUCAUUGUCCAAUUUGGACGCAGUGCAACCUGUUCAGUCUAUUGAUGUUGUGGACAAUGGAUUGAUCAAUCCGAAAGGUUCAUCCGUUUUAGCUACCUUGGAAAUAGUUGGACAUGAAGAAUCCUUGACACAAAAUGAGACACCCGCCUCAGAUGUUCCUGUUUCUGACAUUCCUAUGUGGAGAAAAGAUGUAGACCUUGAUCUGGACCCUUUAAAGGAUGUUGCAAAUACCGCCCCAAAGAAUGCUAGGGCUGGUGGCAAGUUUCAGCCUAAAGCUGAAUGUGGUCCUACAAAAGAAACUUCUCAACCAAUCCUUUCAACUCUCCAAGAUGGUAUGGAAGAAAAGGCUGCUAAAGCGGCAUCUUCUGGCUUGGAAUUGGAUGAAGAUCAAGUUGUCCAGCAUGUUGAUGUUGCAGAUGACAGCAGGAACUUGGGAAAACUGAAUGGUUCUCAACCAGUUGCCACAGAUGAACCUUCAGGGUUUCCACUUUCUGAUGCAUGUGAUUAUUUUCAGUUGAGCACUGGAAAAUCCGCGGGGGAGGCUGCUGACAUAUUUUCUGAGUUGGAAAGCCUUGAUCCAUUGCUUACACAGUCUUCUGGUGGUACAAAAGCAAAUGCCAGUGAGAAGUCCAAUGAUAGAAUUGAAAUGGAUGCUUUGCCAGCAAACAAGUUUGUUACAUCUGAUUCUGUGAGUAACAGUGAACCAGAUUUACCAUAUCCUAUAGAGACAGCAGCAGUUCUUGUUUCUAAUAACAAAGACAACAUUGGAGAAUCUGAAAUUCCAGCUCCAGGACCAAGGAUUGGUGAUGCUACAGAAGAAGCAGGGGCCUUUCCAGAUAUGGAAACUGAAGAUAUUGUUACAUCUGGAGUUCACAAGGGAAAAUUCAAACCAAAGACCAGGUCACAAAGAGGAGAAAAGAAACCUAGUGCUACUGUCCCUCAACCUGCUGCAGAUGAAUCUGUUAUGGAUCCACCAAAUGUGCAGUUUGUUCCUUCUGAAACUGAGUGCAUGGAGGAAGGCUCAGUUCCUGUCCCCCCACCAGGUGAUGUUGUUGAUCACCUAUCCGUGAACUUAGAUGAUUGUACCACGCUAGAUGCUUCUACACGUGAAAUCUCAACAAAUGAGGAACUGGGCAACCUCCCUAAAGCUUCUAAUGAUGAUGCUGCGCCUUCUAAAGAUGUCCCUAGAAUGCCUGAAAAAAGUUCUAAGAGAGGGAGAAAAAAUGCUCCUACUGCAUCAAAUCUCUCUAAGAAAUCAAAGAAAAAUUCCACUGCUGCAAAUAAUGAGCAUGAAGAUGAGACUUAUAAUGAUGGUAGCAUAAAUGAUGAGGUCCCAACCUGUUCUGUUGCCAAUGAUGAUGAAGAUGAUGAUAGAGAUGAAGAUUACAUGGAAAGUACAUCUACAAGGAAAAGGGCCACCAGGAAGUCAAAGAAACCUGUCAUUAAAAACGAGAAAUCAGCUCAAAAGCGAAAGAAAUUGACUAAAGAAUUAGAUCAAUCAGCUAAAGAACCUGCCAAGAAGUUUUCUCAUUCAACUUGUCGUAAGAGAAGAUGUGUGGAUAAGGCUUUACUUGAAGAUGAUGACAUCGACUUCCGAAGGAUUGCUAUGAAGGAUCUCAUUCUACUUGCAGAGCAUAAAGAGCGGUUAGAGAAGAAAGAGGCUAAAGCAUCAAAUGUUCCAUUGGCGAAUCAAAGUACACAAAACUCUUCUCAUGUGGAAGAUGCUCAUAAUGAGGAAAGCUCCUUUGCUUCAGAACAAGCUCAAGAGUCUACUGAUGAUCCAGUUGGUUACACAACUCAGUUUAAUACCUGUUUCUUUAAUUAUCAGUCUUAUAUGAACAAAGAAUCUAGAGCAAGGUGGUCAAAACAGGACACAGAAUUGUUCUACGAGGCAAUCCGGCAGUUUGGGACAGAUAUGUCAAUGAUUCAACAACUUUUUCCUGGAAGAACACGUCACCAGAUUAAGCUGAAAUUCAAGAAUGAAGAGCGUAGACACCCAAUGAGGAUUUCUGAGGCUGUGGCUAGUCGUGCCAAAGAUCAUUCUCAUUUUGAAAAGGUGAUCAAGCAACUGAAGCAAGUUACUGCUCAAGCAAAACAGGGUUCUGAUGGAGAUGACUCAAUUGGUGUGACGGGUGAGGAAGAGGUAGAGGAGUUGGCUCCUGAAAUCAAUGAAGAGGCAACAAAAACUAAGAAAGAUGAGGACAUAGAACUCAAAGAUCAGGGAGCGGAUGUGGCUAAAGUCCAUAGUCCUUUGAAGUCUAAUGAGAGUGAGGAUGACGCUGACAUGUGGGAUUUAUAUAAAAAUGCAUUUUAAUUAUCCUCAAACUAAGACCAUGGUUACAUUUUCUCUUUCCCAUAUAAAAUGUUUAUUUUGCUUAAUAUACACAUUCUCUUUUA
Rubroshorea leprosula is the source of this 2766-nucleotide messenger RNA. The record is from the annotation of a GenBank genome assembly. NCBI's taxonomy places the organism in Eukaryota, Viridiplantae, Streptophyta, Magnoliopsida, Malvales, Dipterocarpaceae.